AUGACCACCUCACCGUCACCCUCAAAACCACCACACCCGAUAUCAGCAUCACCAUCAGCAUCAGCCUCACCAACACCAUCCCCGGCUCUCUCACCUCCCGCUCUCCCACCCCGUCGAAAAAUCUCCAGCGAAGGCUUCUCCCAUGCCGCUCAACCCACCACAGCCGUCUCCUCCAUCGACAUCUCCACCCUCUCCUUCCCAGACGGUUCAAGAGGGACCUUUCCCUCCAACGCUCCCGGCCCUGUUUCCGUUCCUAUUUCCGGCCCCAGCGCGACUCCAAAUCCCAGCGGCUAUGGCACGCCCACCCAAAACUCCACCCUCGGCGACGCCAGCGACGCCAUGAGCAUCAUGAGCCUCGCAGCCCCCACCACACGCGCCCAGGGGCACGGCGGGGACCUCGCCAGCCUCGUCGCCGGCGGCCUCAACCGCAAAAGCCGCGCCUGGAACAUGCUCCGCUCACAAUCCUCCGACGCCGUCCAGCCCUUUGAGAGUAUCGAGUUGGGCAUCCCGGGGAACCUGGCCGGGUUCGCGCGCGAGUUUGAUGAUAUUCCGGAUGGUAAUACGGAUGAGGUGCGCAUGGCGCUGUGGAAGUCGAAGAUGAAGCAUUAUAUGAUUUUGUCGUCGGCGGGUAAGCCGAUUUAUAGUCGGCAUGGGGAUCUGAGUUUGAUUAACUCGUACAUGGGCGUGGUGCAGACUAUUAUUUCGUUCUAUGAGGAGGGGCAGAACCCGUUGUUGGGGUUUACGGCCGGGGACGCGCGGUUUGUGAUUGCUAUCGAGGGGCCGUUGUACUUUGUCGCUGUGAGCAAGCUUGGAGAAAGCGACGCACAGUUGCGUAGUCAGCUGGACGCGCUGUACAUGCAGAUCUUGUCGACGCUCACGCUGCCAACGCUCAAGAGCAUUUUUGUGCAUCGGCCGUCGACAGAUUUGCGGAAGCCGCUGGAGGGGACGGAGUCGUUGCUGUCGUCGCUGGCGGACAGUUUCACCAAGGGGUCACCGUCGACGCUGCUGGGGGCGCUGGAGUGUUUAAGGCUGAGGAAGUCGCAGCGGCAUGCGAUUAAUAAUGUUUUUUUGAAGUGCCGGAGUGAGAAGUUGUUGUAUGGGCUGAUUGUUGCCGGGGGGAAGUUGGUGAGUGUGAUCCGGCCGAGGAAACACUCGCUGCAUCCGAGCGAUUUGCAGCUUAUUUUUAAUAUGCUGUUUGAGUCGGGGGGGAUUCAGGCCGGGGGUGGGGAGAGCUGGAUUCCGUUGUGUCUGCCGGCGUUUAACAAUCGGGGGUAUCUGUAUAUGUAUGUCAGUUUCUUUGACAGUGAGCUGGAUGAACCAACCCCAGCAACAGAACCAACCCCAGCAACAGAACCAACCCCAGCAACAGAACCCCCAGAACCAUCCCCACCCCCAAACGACGAAGCAAUCGCCCUAAUCCUCAUCUCCCCCGACAAAGAAUCCUUCUACGACCUGCAAGAAAUGCGCACCAAACUCGCCGCCCAACUCACCACCCCCAAAACCAACCACCUCGCCCUGAUCCGCACCGCCGCCCGCGCCGGCCGUCCCCGCAUCCCCUCCAUCGCCCCCGGCUCCCAAAUCGCCCACUUCCUCUACAAGUCCCGCGCCAACGUCCAGUUCUGCAUGUCCCCUUUGCCUUCCCGCCCUUCAUCCCCGUCCCAGGACACACUCUCCGACAGAGAGGGGCUAGAAACGACAUUAACAACCCGCCGCCGCCUAAUGAGCAUAUACCACGAACUACACGCCUCCGUGCACGCGCGCCACGCUCACCUGCGGGUUCUGCACGCCGUGGCGUCGGACGCGGCGAGUUUGGCGUGGAUCACACCGGUGUUUGAAUUGUACUGUGUGGCGGGCCCGCAUGUGUCGAGGACGGCGAUGGCGCAGGGGGCGAAUGCGGUGGUGCAGUGGGCGAGACGGGAGGAGGAGAGGUUGUUUAUUAUUGGGGGUGGGGUUUUUUGA
Messenger RNA from Dichotomopilus funicola, 1959 nucleotides. RefSeq names its product vacuolar fusion protein mon-1. The coding region runs from base 1 to 1959 and encodes 652 amino acids. Gene Ontology annotation, cellular component: Mon1-Ccz1 complex; fungal-type vacuole membrane. NCBI's taxonomy places the organism in Eukaryota, Fungi, Ascomycota, Sordariomycetes, Sordariales, Chaetomiaceae. Gene Ontology annotation, biological process: vesicle-mediated transport; protein targeting to vacuole. The transcript has 2 exons. The record is from RefSeq and is a predicted model, not a curated record.